AUUUAUUCAUCGAGACCUCUCGCUCUGGUCUGUGUUCUCUCUCUUCUUUGCAUCUUUGGGUUACGUACUUCGAUCGAAACCCUAGGGUUUGAAUCGAUACUUCUCUCAAUCGAAAUUCACGUGCAAACUGAUAUUUCACUCAUUUGUUUGUCGAUCAGAUCGUGAAUUUUCGGUUGAAUUGUUCUCUAUCUGGUGAAAAUGCCGUCAGUCUACGGAGCUCGAUUGACCACAUUCGAGGACGCUGAAAAGGAGAGCGAGUAUGGUUAUGUUCGCAAGGUGUCUGGACCAGUCGUCAUUGCAGAUGGCAUGGCUGGAGCUGCAAUGUAUGAACUAGUCCGAGUUGGGCAUGAUAACCUGAUUGGUGAAAUUAUUCGUCUGGAGGGGGAUUCUGCCACAAUCCAAGUGUAUGAGGAAACAGCUGGUUUAAUGGUCAACGAUCCUGUUUUACGAACGCACAAGCCUUUGUCAGUGGAGUUGGGACCAGGAAUACUGGGGACUAUUUUUGAUGGCAUACAGAGGCCUUUGAAAACUAUUGCAAGAAUAUCUGGUGAUGUUUACAUCCCUCGUGGUGUCUCAGUGCCAGCCCUUGACAAAGAUGUGCUCUGGGAGUUUCAGCCUAAGAAAUUAGGUGAAGGAGAUCUUGUGACUGGUGGUGAUUUGUAUGCUACCGUAUUUGAAAACAGUCUAAUGGAACACCAUGUUGCCCUCCCACCUGAUUCGAUGGGAAAAAUCACUUACAUUGCUCCUCCUGGUCAAUAUUCAUUGAAGGAUACUGUGUUAGAGCUUGAGUUUCAAGGCGUCACAAAAAAGUUUACGAUGCUUCAGACUUGGCCUGUCCGUACACCCAGGCCUGUUGCGGCCAAACUUGCUGCUGAUACCCCACUGCUUACUGGGCAGCGUGUUCUUGAUGCUCUUUUCCCCUCUGUUCUUGGUGGGACUUGUGCCAUACCUGGUGCAUUUGGUUGUGGAAAAACUGUCAUUAGUCAAGCUCUUUCCAAGUACUCUAAUUCAGACACUGUUGUUUAUGUUGGCUGUGGGGAGCGAGGAAAUGAAAUGGCAGAGGUGCUUAUGGAUUUUCCUCAACUGACAAUGACACUACCUGAUGGUCGUGAAGAAUCUGUCAUGAAGCGCACGACACUUGUUGCAAACACCUCUAAUAUGCCCGUGGCUGCUCGGGAGGCAUCAAUUUAUACAGGAAUCACUAUUGCUGAAUACUUUAGAGAUAUGGGCUACAAUGUGAGCAUGAUGGCAGAUUCAACAUCCCGUUGGGCUGAAGCUCUGCGUGAAAUUUCUGGACGGCUGGCAGAAAUGCCUGCUGAUAGUGGGUACCCUGCUUAUUUGGCAGCACGUUUAGCCUCAUUUUAUGAACGUGCUGGUAAAGUAAAAUGUCUUGGUGGACCAGAACGUAGUGGUAGUGUCACAAUUGUUGGCGCUGUAUCUCCUCCUGGAGGAGACUUUUCCGAUCCUGUGACAUCUGCCACCCUCAGCAUUGUUCAGGUCUUCUGGGGUUUGGAUAAGAAACUUGCUCAAAGAAAACAUUUUCCUUCUGUGAACUGGCUCAUUUCCUACUCAAAGUACUCGGGGGCUUUGGAAUCUUUCUAUGAGCAAUUUGAUCCAGAUUUUAUUAACAUCAGGACAAAGGCCCGUGAGGUGCUGCAGAGAGAGGAUGACCUGAAUGAAAUUGUCCAACUUGUCGGAAAGGACGCUUUAGCUGAACAAGAUAAAAUCACACUGGAAACAGCUAAACUUUUAAGGGAGGACUAUCUUGCUCAGAAUGCAUUUACUCCAUAUGACAAGUUCUGCCCCUUCUACAAGUCUGUCUGGAUGAUGCGCAACAUAAUCCAUUUUUAUAAUUUGGCCAACCAGGCAACUGAGAGAGCUCCUGGUAUGGAUGGUCAGAAGAUAACUUACACUCUUAUUAAGCAUCGUCUGGGAGAUCUCUUUUAUCGUCUAGUGUCUCAGAAAUUCGAGGAUCCAGCAGAAGGGGAAGAAGCUCUUGUGGAAAAAUUCAAGAAGCUGCACGAGGACUUGACUGCUGGUUUCCGUGCCCUGGAGGAUGAGACUCGAUGAUUUGAAGUUGUGAUGCUUAUUUCAUAGUAAUUUUCACAGUUAUGAGCCUUCAGGUGGUGGCACUUGGUUUCCAUCUUUCAGUGUAUGUACCAAAAAAAAAGUAUGUAGAACCGGAAUUUGGCGGUAGAUGUCCCGCCACAUGGGUCAUUAUUUGGGCCUUGAUAUCAGAUGAGGUGUGUUAGCUAUAUUUCUAUAUCUUCCGUCCCAUGAGCUGCCAUAGCAACAGACUGGAUCGAUGCUAUUUUAUGUAUUUAUUAUGCAAUAAAGCUUGUCUUGUUUGGUUCCCAUUUGUAUGAUCAUAUUCAUUAGUUAAAGAAACUUUUCU
Tripterygium wilfordii is the source of this 2395-nucleotide messenger RNA. RefSeq names its product V-type proton ATPase catalytic subunit A. Gene Ontology annotation, molecular function: ATP binding; proton-transporting ATPase activity, rotational mechanism; ATP hydrolysis activity. Gene Ontology annotation, cellular component: plant-type vacuole; proton-transporting V-type ATPase, V1 domain. The transcript has 20 exons. Lineage: Eukaryota; Viridiplantae; Streptophyta; Magnoliopsida; Celastrales; Celastraceae. Gene Ontology annotation, biological process: proton transmembrane transport; ATP metabolic process. The record is from RefSeq and is a predicted model, not a curated record. The coding region runs from base 199 to 2070 and encodes 623 amino acids.